Molecule: messenger RNA, 1227 nt
Organism: Xyrauchen texanus (razorback sucker)
Lineage: Eukaryota; Metazoa; Chordata; Actinopteri; Cypriniformes; Catostomidae
Gene: terf1
Product: telomeric repeat binding factor (NIMA-interacting) 1
Exons: 11
Coding region: 1-1227 (408 amino acids)
Biological process (GO): telomere maintenance
Cellular component (GO): chromosome, telomeric region; nucleus
Molecular function (GO): protein homodimerization activity; telomeric repeat DNA binding
Source: RefSeq, a predicted model, not a curated record
AUGGUGUUUGCAAAUGCUAAAUUAAACUCUGUGAGCGAACAGCUGAUGGACGAAUACCUUCUCAUCAACUCACAGUUGGCGGGAACUUUUGUUGUCAAAUCAAACAUGAACAUGGAGAGCGCGUUACAUGAAAUGAUCGCGAGCACAACUGUUAAGACAGAUUUCGUCGAGGUGGAGGGUGUCGUUAAAUCAUGGAUGAUUGAUUUUUACUUCGCGUCGUUAUGUCGCCUCUUCCAAGACAGAUCUGCCAACUUCCACAGUACUCUGAAAAUAUUUGAAGCGAUAGUGGAUGAGCAGCAUCAGUCAUGUUCAUACAGAUGGGAUGAUCCCUCUCAGAGAACCAUCUGCUGUUUCCUCGCCAGAGUGUUAGAUGGGGAAAACCUGGAUGUCCAUUAUGAUCAAAACGCUAAAAUCACCCCAAUGAUGUCAGCACUGCCGGUUUGGGAGUCAUUGGAGGAUCUCGUGUCAGAUGCUUCUUUACAUGCUAAGAUCAGGACUCUAUUGAUUGUUCAGUGUGUCGCCGUGUGUUUGAGGAAUGGGAAUUCACAGAUGGCAAAGGAUACCCUGCAAUGGCUGGAGACGGAGACUCGGUUACCAGAGAAGCUACAAGGAAAGUUAACCACCAUUGUGAAAAGGAAGGAUGCUUAUGACCAACUCCUGAUGAAAUUUACCUACAGUCAGCUAUUGGAAAGCAUUGACAUAUUCCUUAACACCUUUCUCCAGGACCGUUCUUCUGAUUUCUUACUGGAAGCAGCUUCAAAAGUGGUCCAAGCACGUCAUGAGAAAUCUGAGAAAACCUCCUCUGAACAGGACAGUGAUGUGAGGGUGUCAUCCACCCCAGAGUCUAACAACCCAAAAGAGAAUAAGGAACAGGUGGAUCCACUUGUACCAAAUAUCAGACCCAAAAAGACACUUUUCUCAAAACAAAGUCAUGAGCCUUGGAAACCAGAAACAAUUAAGAAAAGGCAAACCAAGCUCAGGAGAACCUCCAUUUGUAAGGUUUCCAGGAGGAGUAAUGCCCCUUCAGUGUUAAAAAGCGAUAACAUUGCAACAACGCGAACCAAGAGGAUGUGGACUUACAAAGAAGAUUUGGGGCUUAAAGCAGGUGUGAGGAAGCAUGGGGAGGGGAAGUGGGCCAUGAUCCUCAAUGAGUUUGAGUUUGAGAACCGGACCAGUGUCAUGCUAAAAGACAGGUGGAGAACCCUGAAGAAACUAGAAAAGGUCUGA